GACUGUGUGGACCAGACCCGGUUCCCGAAGCGAAAUGAUGGCGGACGCCCCGGCUCAACGUCCUGGUGGCAUUGCACUGGCGGGAGCCUGGAUGAUUUUAUAGGGAAGGAGCUGCCGGGGCUCUUCGAUGCGAGCACACUCUGGCCAUUCUGA
Molecule: messenger RNA, 153 nt
Organism: Symbiodinium pilosum
Lineage: Eukaryota; Dinophyceae; Suessiales; Symbiodiniaceae
Source: the annotation of a GenBank genome assembly